AUGCCACCCAAAAAUUCAUCGAAAUGUGUUGUGAAUCAUUGUAAAUCAAAAGAUGUUGUUUGUCACCGAUUUCCGAAUCCAAAAACGGAAUUGCAAAGAUUGGUACAGUGGAUGAAUAUAAUAGGCUUGAAGAACAUUGAUCCAGAAUCCGUCUAUAAGAAAAAAUUUAUUUGUGAGAAACAUUUUACGAGUGAUUGCUCAAGUCCUGGCACAAAAAGGCUUAAUGCUAAUGCCUACCCUUCAACCAAUUUGACAAAUUUAAAUGUCGAACUGCCUAUUUACUCUCCACCAUCAACGGUAAAUGUGUCUUCUGCCUCAGAAAUUGUAGGAGAUUCUUGUGAACGAUCUGUCCAAUCUCAACUUGUUGAUUCCGGUGUAUCUGGAAUACAUCUACGUAUUAGACACUUCAUUCAUCAACAUUGA
Molecule: messenger RNA, 423 nt
Organism: Melanaphis sacchari
Lineage: Eukaryota; Metazoa; Arthropoda; Insecta; Hemiptera; Aphididae
Exons: 3
Coding region: 1-423 (140 amino acids)
Source: RefSeq, a predicted model, not a curated record